CUAAUAAAAACCCUUUUCUUUCACACAUUUUAGAUCACAUAUGUAAAAGGAGACCUUUUUUCAUGCCCGAAAACAGACUCUCUGGCCCACUGCAUCAGUGAGGACUGUCGCAUGGGCGCUGGGAUAGCCGUCCUCUUCAAGAAGAAAUUUGGAGGGGUGCAGGAACUGCUAAGUCAGCAGAAGAAAACUGGAGAAGUGGCUGUCCUAAAGCGAGAUGGGCAGUACAUCUAUUACUUGAUCACAAAGAAAAGGGCUUCGCACAAACCCACUUAUGAAAACGUACAGAAGAGCUUGGAGGCCAUGAAGAUGCAUUGUCUGGAGAAUGGGGUCACCAGCCUCUCCAUGCCCAGGAUUGGGUGUGGUCUCGAUGGUCUGCAGUGGGAGAAUGUGUCCACAAUGCUGGAGGAGGUGUUUGAGGCAACAGACAUCCAGAUCACCGUGUACACACUCUGAACAGGCGCAUCCUGGAAUGUCCGACUUCUGUGUCCCCUGCCGGCCCGAAGGCUGCACAGACCGGCCCUGAAACGGGCAGAGGAAAGCAUCCUGUGAAGUAGUGUUUCUCUUGGGCUCGUGACUAGACUGUGCCUGGUGGAGGGGCUUGGGGAUUCCUUGGUUGGGUUUUUUUAGGGAGGAGGGAGUUGGUGGCUAAGGAGGAGACAGAUGUUGGGCCUCUGGCCCCACUUGCUCCAGUGUGCUACUUGGUUCAAUUGGCCACUAGGUGGCAGCAUUGAUUCUAAUUCUCUGCUUUUUCAAGAGAAAUUUCAGGGAGGAUGAAAACAUUUCAAUCUUUUGUCUGUGCACAUGCGUUACUAUCCACAAGUCUUCAAAUUGACCCCAGGAAGUGAAUUACGGGUCCCUUUUUUGGGGUCAUUUUAUUGUGUUGGGUGAUUUUGCUUUUGUUUUCAUUACAAAAUGGAGUUCUACCUUGUUGACAAGCAAUUUGUAGUAACAAGAAUGGUUUUUGUUGGUCUGGGCUAGGGUGUGAUGUUCGCCUGUAACUUCAUUUCAAAAAUCAGGAUCCUGGGGGAAGGCCCAGCAGCAUACUUAGGCCUGGGCAGGAAUUGUGAGUCAGGAAUUGUGCCCAGAGCCGGCUCUGUGACCACAUGCGUGUGAAUGCCAUCCUGAGACUAGUGGAAUCAGGUGUGAUAUGCCUGGCCCAGUGCUGCUCACACAGUCAGGGGUUAGCAACAGCGUGCCUUCAGACAGACACACUGGGGCCUAGCCCCUCCAUUCCCCCCAAACCAGGGUGGGCUAGUGCAGAGGAGACUGGAGGCCAGGGCUGGGAGGCGAGCCCCUUGUCCUUGCCCUUGCCCCUUCUCUCCUCGGCUGGAGGGAGCCGUGCCAGGUGCACUCCCGGUUUCCUGGUGAGGGAAGACUAGGUUUUCCACAGCCGUUGUGUGUCGGAGCUAUUGGGAAAACAAGUGUUAUUUCCUCUUGGCUGUGGCGCUGGGAGUUAAAGCAGCCAGACCUGUUACUGAUGGUCUCCGAUGAGUUCUGAGCGGCAGUAUAGGGGCAAACUUGGAGACUCCUGGAAGCUUUGCAUCUGUCCAGGUACAUGCAGUCAACUCCAAGAGAGGCAAAAAGGGGGAGAGGCAUACACAAGUUUGAAAGUGAUGGUGGGGUUGUGAGAGGAAACGAAAAAGUAUGCAACCACCUGGGCUAAAACUCAGGGUUAACUUUAUGCUCUGGAAUGUGAGCCUAGACGAUUCUCUUAAGAGAACAUAUCCAGGAUGGGAGGUAAUCGGAAUUCUGAUCAUUUGCCUUGUCACUUGCAGCUAGUCUCCCGGUCAAAUUCCAGUGGGUUAUCAGACUGGAAGCCCAGGCUGAUAGAAUGAGCACAUUGUUCCUGGAAACCUUGUUAGAGUUUGGCAGGCAUCCAGAAAUCCACAUGUGAAGAUAUAUGCUGCUACUGAGGAGACAUUGAGAAGUGAGAAUUUUUACUUCCCCCAGCCAUCCCAGUCUUCAAUACCACACAUGACGUGCUUUUCACGAUCUGUAUCCGAACACUGUUAUCUCCCCAUGGCUCGCCCUCCUCUACUUCCUCAGUGAAUGAGUUACUGAUCAGGAAUCGGGAGGUAGGGAUUGCCCUCGCCUGUUUUUUCUUUAUCCUCUCCCAUAGGGUCCACUUGAGUCGACAGCACCUAGCAGCAGACAACAUCCCGGUUCACCUUUUCCUAAAAGGGAAAAGGCCCUCAUUUACAAGUCAUCUGUUUGGCAUGAAGGUCAAGACCCAGGUGGGAAGUCUACGUGGGAGAGUUGGUGUCCUGGGGCCGAGAACAAGGCCCGAUUGGUGUAGUCGUUGCUAAACCACUUUGUAAUGUUUCAGUUUGGUGAUGGUACCGGCCAACCAUCCACAUUCCUUCAAAUAAAAAGGCUUGGCUAAAGACCACA
This is a messenger RNA of Echinops telfairi (small Madagascar hedgehog), 2391 nucleotides long. RefSeq names its product O-acyl-ADP-ribose deacylase 1 (gene OARD1). The coding region runs from base 112 to 453 and encodes 113 amino acids. The record is from RefSeq and is a predicted model, not a curated record. Gene Ontology annotation, biological process: peptidyl-glutamate ADP-deribosylation. The transcript has 4 exons. Lineage: Eukaryota; Metazoa; Chordata; Mammalia; Afrosoricida; Tenrecidae.